AUGAACAAAUUAAAUAGUGAAGAGGGGCGAGAGGCCCUCAAUACACCCGAGAAGAAGCCUAUUGAAAAGAAGGAGGAGAGGCAGAAGAAGAAAGAAGAAAAACAGAAGAGGAAAGAAGAGAAACAGAAGAAAGAAGAAAAGAUAAAUGAAGAAGAGACGGCGACGAAAGAAAGCAAAAAGGAAGAAGAAAAGAAAAUAGAGGAAGAGGACAAGAAGAAGAAAGACAAGGAGGAAGAGGAUAAGAAGAAGAAAGACGAAGAAGAAGAUAAGAAGAAAGACGAAGAAGAAGAAGCUAAUAAAAAGAAAGACGAAGAAGAAGAAAAUAAACAGAAAGACAAAGAAGAAGAAAAUAAACAGAAAGACAAAGAAGAGCAGAUAGAAGAAGAGACAAAGCAGAAGAAAGAAGAAGACGAGAAAGAGAAGGAAGAGAAGAAGCAUCAAGAGCUACAGAACAAAACAAAUGAAAAAGAAGUAGCAAAGAAAGAAGAAAACAGCAAAAAAGAAAAGGAAGAAGACACGAACAAAGACCAAAAUAAUAAAGAGGAGACAGAAGAGAAGGAGACAGUAAUAAAACAAGAUGAAGGGAAGAAGGAGACAGACAAUCAAAAGAAAGAGACUGAAGACGAACGACCAACUGCAGCAGCAUCUUCACCCUCAAAGGCUUCUUCGCGCACCUUCAGCCGGCGCAGCAGCAGCACAAGCGAAGGAGAAGACAGAACAGCAGCAACAGCAGCAACAGCAGCAGCAACAGAAGCUAAAGCAGCAGACGAAGAACCUUCUUCUUUGUUUGCUUCUGCUGUCAAUGAUAUGAAGAUGGGGACAGAAAUAAUAAAAGAAGCAGCAAAAGAGACAGCCCUCGAUGCUGCUGAAGCAAUUAGAGAGACAGCAAAGGAGACAGCAGAUUGGUUAAGACAAGUGAGUGCAGACGCAGGAGAAAUUAUGUCUUCUGCCUGGCAUGCAGCAACAGACACAGGAGCAGAAGCUUCUGCUGCUGCAGCACAAACAGCAAAAAACGCGAGAGCUGCUGCUGCUGAUUAUAUACACCCCGACUGA
This is a messenger RNA of Eimeria acervulina, 1053 nucleotides long. RefSeq lists its product as hypothetical. NCBI's taxonomy places the organism in Eukaryota, Apicomplexa, Conoidasida, Eucoccidiorida, Eimeriidae. The transcript has a single exon. The coding region runs from base 1 to 1053 and encodes 350 amino acids. The record is from RefSeq and is a predicted model, not a curated record.